Molecule: messenger RNA, 1398 nt
Organism: Triticum turgidum subsp. durum (durum wheat)
Lineage: Eukaryota; Viridiplantae; Streptophyta; Magnoliopsida; Poales; Poaceae
Source: the annotation of a GenBank genome assembly
AUGCACGCCCACGCCCCCCACGCCCUCGGCCUCCGCGUCCCUCCCCCCGCGUUCCCCCGCCGCCGCGCUCGCCCGCGCCGGCGCCCCGCCGCGGACGUCCGCGCCUCGGCGGCCACCUCGGCGGCGCCGCAGAGAGAGACGGACCCCAGGAAGCGGGUGGUGAUCACGGGGAUGGGGCUGGCGUCGGUGUUCGGGAACGACGUGGACACAUUCUACGACCGGCUCCUGGCCGGGGAGAGCGGCGUCGGGCCCAUCGACCGGUUCGAUGCCAGCAGUUUCCCCACGAGGUUCGCCGGGCAGAUACGGGGGUUCUCGUCGGAGGGGUACAUCGACGGCAAGAACGACCGGAGGCUCGACGACUGCAUCCGGUACUGCAUCCUCAGCGGCAAGAAGGCGCUCGAGAGCGCCGGGCUCAGCGCAGGAUCCGACGCGCACGGCAAGCUUGAUGUGGGGCGGGCUGGUAUUCUUGUGGGUUCUGGCAUGGGUGGCCUUUCAGUAUUCUCCGAUGGUGUUCAGAAUCUUAUCGAGAAGGGAUACAGAAAAAUUUCACCUUUCUUUAUCCCAUAUGCUAUAACUAACAUGGGUUCAGCCUUGCUUGCCAUGGAUGUUGGUUUCAUGGGCCCCAACUACUCAAUUUCAACUGCGUGUGCAACCUCCAACUACUGCUUUUAUGCUGCCGCAAACCAUAUUCGUCGUGGUGAGGCUGAUAUCAUCGUCGCUGGUGGAACUGAAGCUGCCAUCAUUCCAAUCGGCCUUGGAGGUUUUGUAGCAUGUAGAGCACUAUCACAAAGGAACGAUGACCCAAUAACUGCAUCUAGGCCAUGGGAUAAAGAGCGAGAUGGCUUUGUUAUGGGUGAAGGUGCCGGUGUACUGGUUAUGGAGAGCCUGGAGCACGCAAUGAAGCGUGAUGCACCAAUAAUUGCUGAAUACUUGGGAGGUGCGGUCAACUGUGAUGCUUACCAUAUGACUGAUCCUCGAUCAGAUGGACUGGGUGUAUCAUCCUGUAUUACAAUGAGUCUCAGAGAUGCAGGUGUUGCACCAGAGGAGGUGAACUACAUCAAUGCACACGCAACUUCGACACUUGCUGGUGACUUGGCUGAAGUGAGAGCCAUUAAGCAAGUCUUCAAGAAUCCAUCUGAGAUCAAGAUCAAUUCUACGAAGUCCAUGAUAGGCCAUUGCCUGGGUGCAGCAGGUGGGUUAGAAGCUAUCGCCACUAUCAAGUCCAUAACUACUGGAUGGGUGCAUCCUACCAUUAACCAAUUUAAGCCAGAGCCUGAAGUUGAUUUUGAUACAGUAGCUAAUGAAAAGAAGCAGCAUGAAGUGAAUGUUGCUAUUUCUAACUCAUUUGGAUUUGGAGGGCACAAUUCGGUGGUGGUAUUUGCGCCAUUCAAGCAGUGA